ACAAUUUUCUGGGAGUCCACCAGCAUCAGUCCUUGCUUUUGCUAACAAUGGCAUUGGCGCCAGAAAAAUCUGAUGGAAUUGAAGAAGAAAUUUCAGAGAUAGAAAAAGGUCUUGUAAGCACCUCUCAUACGCCAAGAACCAACACAAGCGAUGAUUUUCGUUCAUCAGCUGCACCCCCAACCCUCCCUCAAAAGUUGAUUGCAGAGUUGAUUGGCACAUACUUUGUGAUAUUUGCUGGGUGUGGUUCGGUGGCUGUGAACAAAAUAUAUGGGAACGUCACGUUUCCUGGCGUAUGUGUAACAUGGGGUCUCAUUGUCAUGGCCAUGAUAUAUUCAGUCGGCCAUAUUUCUGGGGCACACUUCAAUCCGGCCGUCACCAUCACCUUCGCCGUCCUUCGCCGGUUCUCUUUCCGGGAGGUCCCAUUAUAUAUAGUAGCUCAAGUAUUGGGAUCAAUAAUGGCUAGCGGCACAAUUGCUCUACUUCUUGAUGUAACCCCAAAUGCUUACUUCGGAACUGUUCCAGUUGGAUCUAGUGUCCAGUCCUUGGUCUUUGAAAUUAUCAUCUCCUUCCUCUUGAUGUUUGUCAUCUCUGGAGCUUCCACAGAUAGUAGAGCGAUUGGUGAUCUAGCCGGGGUUGCCGUUGGAAUGACAAUACUAUUAAAUGUCUUCAUUGCUGGGCCAGUUUCAGGGGCUUCGAUGAACCCGGCGAGGAGCUUAGGGCCAGCGAUUGUGAAGCAUGUGUACAAAGGGUUAUGGGUGUAUAUAGUGGGACCAAUAACUGGAUGCCUUGCAGGAGGAAUUGCAUAUAAUUUCAUCAGGUCCAAACCACUCGCCAGUUGAGUAACCCAGAAAUAUCUACAAGAACGAUAUUCUAAACUAUUUUAAUAUACGGAGCGAGGGUUUAAACAUACGGAAGAGAGGGUUUGAACUCUGCUUUAAAGGGACACAUACUGCCUUGGCCAACUGGCCUCACUCAAUUUGCAGUUCUCUCUAGAUUCUUUAUAAACGACAUGCAUGACGCAAAUGCCCUUUCAAUUGUUUUGGUACCUUGGAAUUAGAUUAAACAGGAUUA
Prunus avium (sweet cherry) is the source of this 1071-nucleotide messenger RNA. Its product is annotated as putative aquaporin NIP-type. Gene Ontology annotation, biological process: transmembrane transport. Gene Ontology annotation, molecular function: channel activity. The record is from RefSeq and is a predicted model, not a curated record. Gene Ontology annotation, cellular component: membrane. NCBI's taxonomy places the organism in Eukaryota, Viridiplantae, Streptophyta, Magnoliopsida, Rosales, Rosaceae.